CCCGCGGUGUUGCCCGGCCCCGGCCGCACUGCGCCGCCCGCCGCCCGCCUCUGGGCCGCACCGGCACCAGUACCCGGGGACCCGGUCGCGGUGAAUCAGAGUGCGGCGGGCGCGGGCGGCGGCGGCUCUCUCCACGUCCGGCAUCGUGGGAUCUCCAUCUGCUCGCCGGUGCACGGACGGCGCGCUCCGACUCGCCUCAGGGACAGGGUCGCGCGGCUUGGAGCUCAUUCCUGAUGGGCAGCAAAAGUGUUUGUGGAUGAAGGACCAGAGCCACUCCCCUACUAGGGCUGCUUGGCGCACUGGCCGCCACCGGCCACCACUUUCUUGCUGGUGAGGAAGCUGGGGUCUGGUGCGGCAAAGUGAAAAACCACAUCUGUAGAACCCAGGGCUGCCUGCAGGAACUGGGUUGGUCUGGGUAGUGUGACCCAUGCCUUAAGGCCAGGAGACUCCCAGAGACCAGCAUGCCAUGGGACGCCAGGCCAGGACGCAGUGCCAAUGGCGCGCCCGAGGGCGCGGGCUCAGCUCGUUUGCGGGUGCAGAAGCAGUGCAGGAAGUCGUCCUUCGCCUUUUACCAGGCAGUGCGCGACCUGCUGCCGGUGUGGCUACUCGAGGACAUGCGUGCCAGCGAGGCCUUCCACUGGGACGAGCGCGGGCGCGCCACCGCCUAUUCGCCGUCGGAGGCCCUGCUGUACGCGCUCGUGCACGACCACCAAGCCUAUGCUCACUACCUGCUGGCCACCUUCCCCCGGCGCGCCCUCGCUCCACCUAGUGCGGGUUUCCGCUGUUGCAAUGCACCGGGACCACAUGUGGCACUGGCGGUGCGCUACAACCGCGUGGGCAUCCUGCGGCGCAUCCUGCGAACUGUGCGGGAUUUCCCACCCGAAGAACGCAUGCGCCUUCUGGACCGACGUGGCUGCAGCCGUGUGGAGGGUGGUGGCACGUCGCUGCAUGUGGCCUGUGAGCUUGCGCGCCCCGAGUGCCUCUUUCUGCUGCUUGGCCAUGGAGCUUCUCCAGGCCUGCGAGACGGUGGUGGCUUUACACCAUUGGAGCUGCUGCUGCGCCAGCUGGGCCGGGACGCCAGCUCAGUCCCUACUGCUGCUGAGGCUGCCUCUGCCACCGUCAACGCUGCCACCUCCAGCACCACUUCGCCUGGGGAGCUAUGUCAGCGCCGCCUGCUGCUGCUUGACCUGCUGGCACUGUACACCACGGGGGGUGCUGCGGGCCCAGCUCGAUGUGAGCUGUUGGGAGACCGGCUACGCUGGCAGAGGCUGCUGGGUGAGGAGAAGUUCCAGUGGCUAGCAGGGCUGGCGCCACCCUCCCUCUUUGUACGAGCUAUGCAGGUGCUGGUCACCACCAUCUCACCCGGCCGCUUCCCCGAGGCCUUAGAUGAGCUGCCUCUACCACCCUUUUUGCAGCCACUGGACCUCACGGGCAAGAGCUAGACUCAGGGGCACUCUUGGCACUGUAUUUGGGGACAGAAGUGUUUUUGAGAGUAUUGUACCCAGCACUUUACAUAUAUGGAUCUCUGACUGUACAGAAGAACCUGCCUGGUCUGUCGCAUGCAUUUGGGCUAGGGCUGCCGAGUCAGGCAGGCUCUUAAGGGAGCCUUGGCUCUUCACACUCCUGCUCAAGUGCACUGGCUCCCUGCUCAGCUAAGGAUAUGGGUGAGGACCUGGAGUCCAGGGGAGGUGACAGCUGACCCAAACAGGAGAGGAGCAGGGACAGAGGGUGGGGACUGACUUGACUGAGCAAGAGGACAGAAUGUGCUGAGGCCGAGAGCACAGGCUUGUGCAGUACUGACCUGCCCUGUGCUGUCAGCCUCAUGAAUGGCCCAUGGAGUUGGACUUGAUUCUGUGUCCAGGACGAGCAGGGCUGAGCAGGCAGCUGUGACCGGAGUGGAGAGGAGGAGCCAGGCCGUAUGUGUAGUAUCUCACUCUGAAUCAUAGGUUUCCCCACCCCGGCCUGGAAUUGGCCCUGUCAUCCCCUUUUGCCCUCAGGAUUGGCAAGUGCUCGCCCUGGGCCUCUGAGCUCAGCUCUGGCAUCGCACCUGCUUCACCAUGGGCUGAGGGUUCCCAGCAUUCUGUCCCAUCAGGACCAGGAGUGCCUUCCAGGCCUCCUUCCCAGCCCCAGGAUGGGCUCCUCCCCUCUCACAGUGGAUGUCGUGGUGCUUAUGGGGCUUGUGCGAGCUUCUUGGCGGGCCUGGAGAGCUGGCUUCUGCUGGGAGCUUGUGAAGAUUGGGGGCUUGUUAUGAAUGCACCAUCAUCUUUCAGGACUGGGGAGGAGGGCCUGAUCACCCUGCCCAGGGAUUUUGCUGGACUGUGAAAUUCAACCUCUGUGGCGUGGGCUUGUGGGCCAUGAUGUGCUGCCAGGAGUAGAAGCCACCAGUCCGCUGAAUUGGCCAGCCUGGCUGGGGCACCUGCUGCUCAGUGCUCCUGAGUACAGCAUGCCUGGGGGUGGAAAAGA
Molecule: messenger RNA, 2463 nt
Organism: Chionomys nivalis (European snow vole)
Lineage: Eukaryota; Metazoa; Chordata; Mammalia; Rodentia; Cricetidae
Gene: Ankrd9
Product: ankyrin repeat domain 9
Exons: 3
Coding region: 462-1442 (326 amino acids)
Molecular function (GO): protein binding
Source: RefSeq, a predicted model, not a curated record